CACGCCCCAGUGCUCAUUUAGCGUAAGUCCCACCGCUCUGUUGUUCCAUUCCUUGACGUCGAAAACAUCAAACAUUCCAUACUUUUCCCCUGACCAUGUUGACAGUCGCAUAGGCCAGUAUUCGCCCCGAACAACAUCACUAGACGAUCGCGUACUGUCGUCGACCUUUUCCUUCGCCAUUGCAUUGUCGUUACUCUCGAAAUGGAUAUUCCAAGCAGUGCGCCGACCGCGCCGACGGCAUCACCAAUGUCCUCGCCUGAACCAAUCCAUACAACGCCUUGCACGUCCAGCCCGAUCCCCGCCACGAUGUCGUCCGCGAAGCGCAUCCAAAGACGUCGCGUCUUCCGUCCUGACGAGGGUUCUCUCUACGACUUGCUGUACGAGCACGCAGGCCUCUCGCUUUUUGUUCGCCCCAUCUGCUGGACUGAUCUGCAUAUUCGCCUCCUCGGCGCGGCAUUCAUCGAGCUUCCCCCAUGCGAUACUCCAGUCCCUCCUCCCUCGCCGCGUGGUGCCCCCGUCUCCCCUUCAAGAUGCCAUAUGAAACCAUCUGUUGCUGCGACAACACUCAGCCGAGAGCUUACCGCGGUGCUCGCACCAGGAUCAACGAGGAGCUUCUACACUAACUCAAUACGCACCAUCAUGUCUACCCUUUAUCCCAGCAACCUGUCACAAUCGCGCACGCAGCUCGAUAUGCACCUGUACUUCGGCGGCCUAGCAUAUCGCGACACAUGUCGCGUGCAGGUCGCCUGGUUUUCCAUGCCAUCACGCAGCGGUUCUAUUGCCUCGUUUGAGUCGGCCUCGACGCGCCCGGCAGAGUCUUUCAACGUUGUAUCCGCUGGUGCCACCCCCAGUGCAAGCAACGGCGGCAGCAGCGAGCAGCUGGCGUAUACUCAGCCGGUUCUUGCCUACCUGGGCAAACUGCAGAUUGCCGCUACGCGCAAAAACAUGUACCGCGUCAUCCAGGGCCCCAACAGAUCAUACAACGGUCCUGUCGAGCGUCUGCAGCAGUUGCGUUCCAAGAUGUUUGUGCCAACUAAUCCCAAUCAUGACCCGCUGCUCGUGGGUAUCAUGCUGGCGAUGGCCCAACGACGCUUCUACGGUGAGCCGCAGCCGUCACCUAACAAGUGGACCCCUUCGCGGCCGUUUCCAACAGGGCUGGGGGAGCCAGAGUUCCACGAUGUGACAGUGCAACUCCUCACAAAUGACAAUGAAACAUCCGAAUUCAUCGUCUACAAGGGCACAGUUACAGCAGAGCUCCUUCGCAAGUUCCACGAACCUACAAAAAAUCCCUGCACCAAUGAGAGAAAGACGCUCGCCGACCGGCUCGAGAACAUUGCAGGUCAAGGGGGUAUGCACAUCGAAUAUACAAGAGUUCCUGUAUGGCCUAUCCUCGGCCUUAAAGAGAGACUGGGCAAAGCGCUCGGCAAGGAAGUGGUCGGGUAUUUCGAUGAGGACAACAUCGAAACAUGGGAAGAGGAAGCAGAGCGCAACUCCGAUAGGCUCAAGCGACGACGAGAUCGUGAGGCCCUUGCCGAAGUGUUGAACGGCAGCUUCGAGGAAGAAGUCACCGACGGUAUGCCUCUCAGUGGGAAACGAAGAUGUUUAGUUGACGAGGAAAGCGGGCAGGUGGGGGUGGUCGUUUGAUAGAAGUGCACUGUCCUUGAUCAUUGCAUAACGAAGCUACGAGGCGUUUUGAGAGAAGCAUACAGCAUUCCUUUCUCCCUCUCUCGGCACGGUCGAAGCGAAUAUGGCCACGGCCAACAGCAUGGGAACAUAGGAUGGGUUUGACUCAUUUUUACUUCGGGCAGCUGGAGUUGUGGGGGACAUGAGCGAUGAGAGUUACGAUUACAACUCACGGGACAGACGAGACGUUACGAGAAUCCGGCCGCGGUUUAGAUCAUGGCAGCAUUCCAUUCCGGACAAGUGUUGGGGAAAGAGAGUCGGAACAUUUUUGGCAUUGGUACGAGAGACUUAGAUUCCCCAAUUUACGCGCGAAAAAGAGCGUGUGACUAUGUGGCUUGUUUUAAUUGGUACACUCGUAUCCAUUAUAUUGUUAUCCGCCUCACGUUGUGCGGCAUAUGAUAUAGCUCUGAGC
Colletotrichum navitas is the source of this 2095-nucleotide messenger RNA. RefSeq lists its product as uncharacterized. The transcript has a single exon. NCBI's taxonomy places the organism in Eukaryota, Fungi, Ascomycota, Sordariomycetes, Glomerellales, Glomerellaceae. The coding region runs from base 202 to 1644 and encodes 480 amino acids. The record is from RefSeq and is a predicted model, not a curated record.